This is a messenger RNA of Aphanomyces invadans, 243 nucleotides long. RefSeq lists its product as hypothetical. Gene Ontology annotation, molecular function: nucleic acid binding. Lineage: Eukaryota; Oomycota; Saprolegniomycetes; Saprolegniales; Verrucalvaceae. The coding region runs from base 1 to 243 and encodes 80 amino acids. The record is from RefSeq and is a predicted model, not a curated record. The transcript is spliced from 2 exons.
AUGCUGAUCGACAAUGUCAUCCCUGCCAUCAAGGCCAAGUGGCCGGCUGGCGACACGAAGCAUGUCCGCAUCCAGCAGGACAACGCAAAGCCGCAUGUCCCGCCCAUGGACCCAAGAAUCGUUGCUGCGGCCAAAGCGAUGGACCUGAACGUGCUCGACCUCGGCUUUUUUCGGUCGAUUCAGAAGCUGCAGGAACAAAACUACCCACGGUACAUCGACGACAUCGUUGCCGGUACCCUCUGA